Otolemur garnettii (small-eared galago) is the source of this 771-nucleotide messenger RNA. It is a transcript of the gene RAMP1, whose product is annotated as receptor activity modifying protein 1. Gene Ontology annotation, cellular component: signaling receptor complex; membrane; cell surface. The record is from RefSeq and is a predicted model, not a curated record. The coding region runs from base 56 to 505 and encodes 149 amino acids. The transcript has 3 exons. Gene Ontology annotation, molecular function: coreceptor activity. Gene Ontology annotation, biological process: calcium ion transport; G protein-coupled receptor signaling pathway; regulation of G protein-coupled receptor signaling pathway. Lineage: Eukaryota; Metazoa; Chordata; Mammalia; Primates; Galagidae.
UCCUCCGCAGAGCGCACUGCGGUAGGACUCGGCUGGCUCGGCUCGUCUGUGCGCCAUGGCCCUGGGCCUGCGUGACCUCCAGCGGCGCGGCCUCUGGCUGCUCCUGGCCCAUCACAUCUUCCUGGUCACCGCCUGCAAGGAAGCCCAGUCCGGUGUCCUCAUGCAGGAGAUUUGCCUCUCCCGGUUCAAGGUGAGGAUGAACGCCAUCGGGGAGAGGCUGUGGUGCCACUGGGGCAAGACUAUCAGGAGCUACGGGGAGCUCACGGACUGCACCCAGCACGUGGCAGUCAAGAUGGGCUGCUUCUGGCCCAACGCGGAGGUGGACAAGUUCUUCAUCGCUGUCCACCGGCACUACUUCAAACAAUGUCCCACCUCCGGCAGGACCUUGCUGGAGCCGCCCCACACCAUCCUCUGCCCCUUCGUCGUGCUCCCCAUCGUGGUGACGCUGCUGAUGACAUCGCUGGUGGUCUGGAAGACCAAACGACCGGACACCACGUACGUGUAGGUGGCAGCCACAGGGCAACAGCCGGGAAGGCCGGGCCCCUUCCCGCCCGCACCCCGCACCCUUCCCUUGCCAAAAAGAGCCGUAGGCGUUUCCUAGCAAUCGUGGCUCCCCCAGCCCCCCACCCUCUCCCCGGUUUGCCAGACCUGCUUGUGGCAUAGCGCAGCUCUCCUAGCACCCCACUCCCCGACCCCAGUUUGCCAGACCUGCUUACCCUGUAGAUGUCUGUGGAUGAGAAGUGUGUGAUUAAAGGACAUUCUUGAACUUGG